AUGGCGGAGCAGUCACGGGCUGUGGCGUUGAUGAUGGCAGUCGUGGCGCUGGCGGUGGUGGGGGCAGUCACAGAGAAGGUGGGCCCGCAACCCAUCACCCAUGUCGCCACGACGGAUAUCACCGACAUGAUGAACCCGGGGCCGGAUCGGCGCAUGGAACUUCCAGGCUUCGAUCCGGAGUUCGUCGAUUUCCCCCACUAUAUCAUCCGCAUCACUGAAAGGAUUUGGCAUCAUCGUGAGGUCGAGCUGUGUCUUGAGUACUACGGCGGCGAGGCUGCGAUCCACACGCUGGCGGGUGACAUCACAGGUGCCCAGACGGUCGUUGACAACACCUAUGCGACGCUCAAAGCCUUCCCCGACCGUCGCCUGGAAGCCGACAAUGUCGUCUGGUCAAAGGACGGCGACACCUUCUACUCCUCGCACUUGAUCACUUCCAAGAUGACAAACCUUGGUGACAGUGAGUUCGGGCCUGCUACCGGCAAGGCCGUACGUGUCUUGACGGUGGCUGACUGCGCCUGCUUCGAGAACAGGAUCAUAGAGGAGUGGCUGGUGCGCGACAACAUGGGCCUGGUUCAGCAACUGGGCCUUGACCCGGAUGCAGUGGCUCUUAAGCAGGCCGAGGCAGACCAAAAAAAGGGCUUCUCUCUCCCAGACUUUCAUGCGAAUGCACGUGCCGCCAUCGACACUGCGCCGCUUGUCGCGCUUGAGGCCCGGGCGUCUUCGGAGAGCGCGGCAGUCAAAGUCUUGGUUGCAGCUCUUAAUAAGAUCUGGAACCUCCGGUCUUUGGAGGGCCUCGACGAGAUCUACGACUACCGGGUCUCGGCGCACGUGCCUGGCGCUCGGGAUCUCUAUGGGCACGAUCAGCUCGCAAAUUUCUUCCGCCCGGUGCUGGGGGCUCUUAACAGUACACGCCUUCAAGUACAGCACAUCGCAGAGAUCCCAUAUUUGGGUGAGGCCCGUGACGUCGCCAUACGUUGGGCCGUCUCGGGGGUUCAUGAGACCGAUGGGCUUUAUGGUGCCUCCACAGGGCUGCCGGUGUAUAUUAUGGGUGUUACGCAAGCGCGCGUCAUGAACGGUCGGAUCCGCGAGGAGUGGACCGUUUGGGACGACAUCGCUAUACGACGGCAGGUUGCGUACAAAAGGCUGAGUGUUGAGGCACGCACCAUCCGAGCCUAA
Symbiodinium pilosum is the source of this 1176-nucleotide messenger RNA. The record is from the annotation of a GenBank genome assembly. NCBI's taxonomy places the organism in Eukaryota, Dinophyceae, Suessiales, Symbiodiniaceae.